AAUCAGUUUUGUAUUGUCCUCAGAGUAACUGAUUGUUAAUUUCAGUGUUUUAAAGUUAAUCAUUGAGUGAAUUUAAUUUGAUACAAUUUGUUAAUUGUUCUCUUAUCAACUUUUCUCUAACGUGUACAAAAAUUUUUGUCUGGUUGUCAAAGAGAAAUCUUCAAGUUUGUUCUCUGUUUUUAUUUUUCUCUUUGUGUUUCUUAAUCAAUUUCUAUUGAUUUUGUUUCACCUUUUUAAAUUUCAAUUCUCUUGUUCUCAGUAAUUAAUUUAAGAUGUUUUUCCGUGGAUCUGGUUCCCGGAAGGUUUUACCAAUCUUCCUGACAAUUGGUCUUUUGGUUACUUUUGAUUCAAUUAAUGCAAAAGAAAAAGAUUCCAAUGACUCAAAAGAUUCUAAAGAUAAGGAUAGUGUAGGUACAGUAAUUGGUAUCGAUUUGGGUACUACUUACUCUUGUGUUGGUGUCUUCAAAAAUGGUCGUGUUGAAAUUAUUGCCAAUGAUCAAGGUAAUCGUAUUACACCAAGUUACGUAGCAUUUACACCGGAAGGUGAGAGAUUAAUUGGUGAUGCUGCUAAGAAUCAAUUGACUGCCAAUCCAGAAAACACAGUCUUCGAUGCUAAACGUUUAAUUGGUCGAGAAUGGUCUGAUCAUACUGUCCAAUCGGAUAUUAAACAUUUCCCAUUUAGAGUCGUGGACAAAAAUAGUAAACCUCACAUUACAGUCAAAACCGGUCAGGGUGAUAAAACCUUUGCUCCUGAGGAAAUCAGUGCAAUGGUUUUGAUCAAGAUGAAAGAAACAGCUGAAGCAUAUCUUGGUAAAAAGGUUACCCAUGCUGUCGUCACCGUACCAGCUUAUUUCAAUGAUGCUCAGCGUCAAGCUACCAAAGAUGCCGGUACCAUUGCUGGUCUCAAUGUUAUGCGUAUUAUCAAUGAGCCAACUGCUGCGGCCAUUGCUUAUGGUCUUGAUAAGAAGGAAAGUGAAAAGAAUAUCUUAGUCUUCGAUCUUGGUGGUGGUACUUUUGAUGUCUCCCUACUUACAAUUGAUCAAGGAGUAUUUGAAGUAGUUGCAACCAAUGGUGAUACUCAUCUUGGUGGUGAAGAUUUCGAUCAACGGGUAAUGGAUCAUUUUAUUAAACUUUACAAGAAGAAGACCGGUAAAGAUAUUCGAAGUGAUAACCGAGCUGUUCAAAAAUUGAGAAGAGAAGUUGAAAAGGCUAAGCGAACCCUUUCAUCAGCCCAUCAAGCUAGAAUUGAAAUUGAAUCAUUCUUUGAUGGAGAAGAUUUCAGUGAAGUUUUAACCCGAGCCAAAUUCGAGGAAUUGAACAUGGACCUUUUCAAAUCAACCCUUAAACCUGUACAAAAAGUUUUGGAAGACGCUGAUCUACAAAAGAAAGAUAUUGAUGAGAUUGUUCUGGUCGGUGGUUCAACCCGUAUUCCCAAAAUUCAACAACUUGUUAAAGAAUUUUUCAAUGGAAAAGAGCCCACUCGGGGCAUUAACCCUGAUGAAGCUGUUGCCUACGGUGCUGCCGUUCAAGCUGGAGUUUUAUCUGGUGAAGAAGAUACCGGUGAUCUUGUUUUACUUGAUGUUAACCCUCUUACCAUGGGUAUUGAAACUGUUGGCGGUGUUAUGACCAAAUUGAUUCCUCGAAAUACUGUUAUUCCAACCAAAAAAUCUCAAAUCUUCUCAACUGCCUCUGAUAAUCAAAAUACUGUUACCAUUCAAGUAUACGAAGGAGAACGUCCAUUAACCAAAGAUAAUCAUCUUCUCGGUAAAUUUGAUUUAACCGGAAUUCCACCUGCACCCAGAGGUAUUCCUCAAAUUGAGGUUACAUUUGAAAUUGAUGUUAACGGUAUCUUAAAGGUAUCAGCUGAAGACAAAGGAACUGGUAACAAGGAAAAGAUUACCAUUACCAAUGAUCAUAAUCGUCUAUCUCCCGAUGAUAUUGAAAAGAUGAUCAAAGACGCUGAAAAGUUUGCCGAUGAUGAUAAACGUAUAAAGGAAAAGGUUGAAGCCAAGAAUGAACUUGAAUCUUAUGCAUACUCACUUAAAAAUCAAAUUGGAGACAAGGAGAAACUUGGUGCUAAGCUUACCGAUGAUGAUAAAACAAAGAUUGAAGAAUCUCUUGAUGCUGCCAUCAAAUGGCUUGACGCUAAUGGUGAAUCAGCUGAUACCUCAGAACUUAAAGCUAAAAAGAAGGAAUUAGAAGACGCAGUCCAACCAAUUAUCGCUAAACUUUACGCAACUGGCGCAGGACCAACUCCCGGUGGUGGACCAGAAUCAAGUGACAGUAAAGAUGAAUUAUAGAAAGUUUAAUUGAAAAUAUAAACUUAAUUUAUACUAGUGAAAAGCAAAAACAAAUGAAUAUUUUGUAAAUAUUGAUAAACAAAAAUUACAACAACAAAAAAAAUCCACCUUUUGAUUUACAAUUUUUUGGUUUAAAUCUAUAAACGAAAAACAUAACAUUGUCUCAAUAAAUUCUCGCUCUUUGUUUCUUUUA
This is a messenger RNA of Panonychus citri (citrus red mite), 2493 nucleotides long. It is a transcript of the gene Hsc70-3, whose product is annotated as endoplasmic reticulum chaperone BiP-like. Gene Ontology annotation, cellular component: cytoplasm; membrane; endoplasmic reticulum lumen. Gene Ontology annotation, biological process: endoplasmic reticulum unfolded protein response; cellular response to unfolded protein; protein refolding. Lineage: Eukaryota; Metazoa; Arthropoda; Arachnida; Trombidiformes; Tetranychidae. The record is from RefSeq and is a predicted model, not a curated record. Gene Ontology annotation, molecular function: heat shock protein binding; misfolded protein binding; ATP-dependent protein folding chaperone. The transcript is spliced from 3 exons. Bases 273 to 2300 code for a protein of 675 amino acids.